AUGGGGCUUAAAUCUGUUCGCCAUAGACCGGAAUCAAGCCAUUCGUCGGUUGAAACUGAUUCUGAAACUUCGAAUCAUGAUAUUGAUGUUGAAGUAGCAGAAUCUAGGCAUGGCGAGGAAGUUGCUUCUGUUGAAACGGCUCAACCAGUGGAGUCGUCGAAAGUGACAGAAUCUGCUGAAAUUAGGGAAGAGGUUUCAUCGAUUGGAAUUCCUGUUGUUGAAGAAAAGGACACUGUAGAGCAGCCUAACGUGUUGGAGAUCGCAAAGGAAGCUUUGAGCAUGCUUUCAAGAUCUCCGAAACCUACGUUGACGAAGUCAAUGAUAAUCGAAAGUAGGCUUAAACUUGCUGCUGCUGCUAAAAAUAGUGAAGAUCCGAAAGCCGGUGCAACUGAUUUACAAGAUAAAGAUGAAACUGUAUUGAAGCCGGCUCUUCGAUCGUCAAAGCGUACAAAGAUUUCUGAAGAUUCUUCUAUUGCUGCUGAACUCGCGAAAUUGAAGGCAUCGUACAAUGUUAAGAAACCAGCGAAGCGUGUUUCAUUUGAAAAAAGCAAAGAAGAUAGCCGUGUUGCAGAAUCUGUUGUUCCGGAGAAAAAUGUAAUAAAGAAGUCUACGAGUGGUGCAAAAAGAAAAGUGUCAUUUGAAUCGAUUAAUGACGACAAUGUGGCUGAUAAAACUGUGGAGAAAUCACCGAUAAAAAAGAAAGUUAUUAAGAGUGCCGCUAGUACGAAAAGAAAAGCUUCUAUUGAAACUUCUGAACAUGAAGAAGUUCAGGAGGAAAAAUCCAUGAAGGCUUAUAAGACUAGGGCAACUUCUAGUUCUGGAAAGAAACAAGUUUCUACUGAAUCCUCUGAAUCUGAAAAGGUGGUUGAUGAUGUUUCCAUCAAGGCACCUAAGACUAGGUCAACCCCUGGUUCUUCAAAGAAAAAAUCUUAUACUGAAAGCAGUGAAUCUGAAAAAGUGUUGGAUGAUGGUUCCAUCAAGACUAGCUCUUUAUAUUAUGCUCACUUAUUUGGUCUCCUCGUUGGAAACUUGGAGACAUUCCUACCACAAGGGUUGAUCAUUGUCUGA
Messenger RNA from Mercurialis annua (annual mercury), 1068 nucleotides. Its product is annotated as nucleolin 1-like. Lineage: Eukaryota; Viridiplantae; Streptophyta; Magnoliopsida; Malpighiales; Euphorbiaceae. The coding region runs from base 1 to 1068 and encodes 355 amino acids. The transcript has 6 exons. The record is from RefSeq and is a predicted model, not a curated record.